This is a messenger RNA of Lepidothrix coronata (blue-crowned manakin), 1763 nucleotides long. It is a transcript of the gene IMP3, whose product is annotated as IMP3, U3 small nucleolar ribonucleoprotein. Gene Ontology annotation, cellular component: Mpp10 complex; small ribosomal subunit; small-subunit processome. The record is from RefSeq and is a predicted model, not a curated record. Gene Ontology annotation, biological process: rRNA processing. The transcript has a single exon. NCBI's taxonomy places the organism in Eukaryota, Metazoa, Chordata, Aves, Passeriformes, Pipridae. Bases 121 to 678 code for a protein of 185 amino acids. Gene Ontology annotation, molecular function: snoRNA binding; structural constituent of ribosome; rRNA binding.
UCCCCGGCCGCUGUCAGCGGCUCCUCCCCGGAAGAACCGCGGUGUAGGCGGCCGCUCCUCCCCGGAAAGGCCCCUCGCAGCCGGCGGCGCGGCGGAGCCUGAAUCCCGUAUCUCGUCAAGAUGGUGCGGAAACUGAAGUACCACGAGCAGAAGCUGCUGCGGCGGCUGGACCUGGUGAACUGGGAGGCGUCGGGCGGUAACUUGGCGGAGGUGCGGGCGCUGCGGCGGUACCGGCUGGGCCGGCGGGAGGACUACGUGCAGUACAAGGCGCUGGCCCGCUCCGUGCGCGCCCUGGCCCGGCGGCUCCGCGACCUGGGCCCGGACAGCGCCGCGUUCCGCGCCCGCUGCGCCGCCGCGCUGCUGGAGAAGCUGCACGGGCUGGGUCUGGUGAGCAGCCGGCAGUCGCUGGCCGUCUGCGAGAGCCUCUCGGCCGCCGCCUUCUGCCGCCGGCGCCUGCCCUGCCUGCUGGUGAAGCUGCGGAUGGCGCAGAACCUGCGCCACGCCGUCACCUUCGUGGAGCAGGGGCACGUCCGCGUGGGGCCCGAGGUGGUCACAGACCCCGCGCUGCUCGUCCCCCGCGCCGUCGAGGAUUUCAUCACCUGGGUGGACGCCUCGCGCCUGCGGCAGAAGGUGCUCGACUACAACCAGGAGCGCGACGACUUCGACCUGGCUGCGUAGGGCUGCUCGGCGGGACAUACACACGCUAGUGAUGCCACCACUGGAUAUUCACCCACCCCUUCCAGACGCACCUGGAAAGGGAGCCAGAAGGAAACUGCGCUUCUAGUGUGGUAUUGCCCUCCUCCUGGCUCCCCUUUGCAGCUAAUGGCUCCAUUCAUCCAUGCGGAAAAAAUUCCCUUCCACAUCCACCACUUCAAGAAUGCGUCCAGUGGCCCAGCUCCGUUGUUGUCCCUGGUGUGUCCAGUGCCAUCAUCCCUGGAGUGCCCAGCUCCAUUGUCAUCCAAGUGUCCCAGCUCCAUCAUCAUCCCUGGCAUGCCCAGCUCUGUGGUCAUCACAGCAACUCAACUCCGUCGUCCCAGCGUGCCCAUCUCCAUCCUUCUUACAGCCCAGCUCCAUUGUCCUUACAUCCCAUAAAGCAAAAGUGCUUGGAAAAGUCUCUGCCUGAUCGCAGGAGAGGAUGUGGUUAGGUUUAAGUGCUUGGGAGCUAAUACUAGCUGCUGGAAGGGAUUUUAAGCCUGGCCAAGUGGCUGAUUUAAGACAUGAGUUUGGCAGCUCAGCUGCUGUUUUUUGAGAAGUUGCCCUGUCGGUUCUUCCUUCAGCUGUUGGAUGCACAGGAGCCAGAGUUGCUGCUUCUGGAAGGGUUUCCUCUUGAUACCAAGCAACAUAUAUAUAGGGAAAAUGUGGGGAUUGUUGGGGGUCAGCAGUAAACAAGGAGGCCAAAUACUGCAUUUCUGGAACUGUUAAAGCUUUAGCCAAAUAUGGAAUAAAAAAAAAAAAGCCAACUUUAUGUUCAUGUGAAGAUGUAAAGGGAAGUUUAAUGUGCUGAGUUCAGUGUCUUUGCUGUGUGGGUCUCCAGCUGACAAUUAGGCAUCAUUUACAGAGCAGGAUCUAACUGGGGAGGCAUUGGAGCAAAAGCUGACCUAACCAUAACUGCAAAUCUGGGGGGAACUGUUGCAUGUAGUACAUUAGCCAGACAAAAACUGGUACUCAAGGGGAACCUUAGGCUUUCUGAGACUGUUGGGAACUUUGUUUCCCUUUCAUUAAAAAAACAGAAAAACAAAAAUAAAGUUUUUUUGUAAGUUGGU